Messenger RNA from Zea mays, 1640 nucleotides. RefSeq lists its product as uncharacterized. Bases 177 to 1382 code for a protein of 401 amino acids. The record is from RefSeq and is marked validated. Lineage: Eukaryota; Viridiplantae; Streptophyta; Magnoliopsida; Poales; Poaceae. Gene Ontology annotation, molecular function: GTPase activity. The transcript has 7 exons.
AAGCCACGUGUAACAACAGCCCAACACAUCCUGAUUCCACCAACCCCUUGUUCAUUUCCUUUCCUCCAGUUCCUCGUCUUCUACGCAGACCCCCGUUGAAGCCUAGGGUUUAGCGGCUACACUUCUCUUCUAGCUAGUUGGCGACCACCGUUUACGCUAAACCACCCGCGCGGCCGAUGGACGUCGACUCGGACCCGGCCGCCUCGAGCAAGCCCACGCAGAUGGACCUCGAGGACCAGACGGACACAAAGGGGAAGGGAAAGGCGGAGGAGGGGAACGGGAAGGGCGAGGAGCUCGCGGACUCCAUCGGUAGCCUCUCUAUCGGCCCGGGGCGCACCAAUUUCAAGAAGAAGCCUGUGAUUAUCAUCGUCAUCGGCAUGGCCGGGACGGGGAAGACGACCUUGAUGCACCGGCUGGUAUGCGAUACACAAGCAUCAAAUAAGAGGGGCUACGUCGUCAACCUGGACCCUGCAGUGAUGACCCUGCCAUUCGGUGCCAACAUUGAUAUUCGUGACACUGUGCGGUAUAAGGAUGUGAUGAAGGAGUACAGCCUUGGUCCCAAUGGCGGCAUCCUCACCUCGCUUAACUUGUUUGCCACCAAGUUCGAUGAGGUUGUAUCUGUCAUUGAAAGACGUGCAGAACAAUUGGAUUAUGUACUGGUGGACACUCCUGGUCAGAUUGAGAUCUUCACUUGGUCAGCUUCAGGAGCUAUCAUUACGGAAGCUUUUGCAUCGACGUUUCCAACAGUUGUAGCAUAUGUUGUUGACACUCCGAGAUCAACAAACCCUGUUACUUUUAUGAGCAACAUGCUUUAUGCCUGUAGUAUUCUCUACAAAACUCGCCUUCCUCUAGUCCUGACAUUCAACAAGGUUGAUGUUGCCAAGCAUGAGUUUGCCAUUGAAUGGAUGCAGGACUUUGAGGCAUUUCAGACAGCUGUGGAAUCUGACAAAUCAUACUCCGCUACAUAUACCCGAAGCCUCUCUCUGGUUCUUGACGAAUUCUACAAUAAUUUGCGCUCUGUUGGAGUAUCUGCGAUUUCUGGUUCUGGAGUCAAUACAUUUUUUGAAGCUAUAGAAGCCAGCGCCAAGGAAUACAUGGAAACCUACAGGGCUGAUCUUGACAAGAGGAUUGCUGAAAAGGAAAGAUUGGAGGAAGAGCGCAGGAAGGAGAAUAUGGAAAAAUUGCAGAAAGAUAUGAUGAAAUCCAAAGGACAAACUGUGGUGCUCACCACUGGUUUGAAGGAAAAAAAUUCUGUUUCAGACAUGAUGGAUGGUGCUGAUGAGGAGGAAGAAGAGGAAGCAUUGGAAGAUUUUGGGUUUUCUGAGGAUGAUGAAGACGAAGACGAAGGAGAAGAUGAGGAGGUGGCUCAUUUUGGCUUUUGAGGGGAUCCAAUAGUUACUUGUUGGUGUGUCUUACUGAGAGUCCAUAUGGGGCUACUUGCUGAAGUGGAAUGAAGAACUGUCAAUAUCAGUAGGUUGUUGACUUUGCUAUUAGUCUACUCUUUUAAAUUCUGGUGCCCCACUGCUGGCUAUUUAUGCUAUAUAUUUGGGACCUCAUGUCAAAGUUUAUCUCGUCGCUGAGCUGUACUAAUCAUAUUAAUUGUACGUGCGAGUAAGAAGUUGAUGGGUCAAGUUGUGUGU